UCGUAACAUUACAUUGACAACCAGUGCAUGCCGAGGAGGAGCGUCGACAAGCCAUCGCCUCAUGUCGUGGUAAAAUGACAUUGGAAAUUAUCUCAUGUAAAAUUAGGAUUUCCACAUGUGCACGAAUUCUAACUUACUACAAAACUACAACAGGGAGCUGUGUUUAAACCAUUUCUCGUGCAGCUAUUACCAUCUUCACAAUUACCAUUUCCGGUUGAUACACAUUGCCGGUGUUCCACGGUCAUCAUUUUGAUUUGAUAACAGCGAAAAUCACGCACAGACAGCAUGGCUGGGCAAGAAGCAAAGUUGACCCUUAAGCUACUAUUAAGUAUAUUUUUCACAGUAUUUGGAAACAGUUUUCUAUAUGGGUACAAUAUAGGAGAUGUCAACAACCCAGCACCUGUUAUACGAGAGUUUUAUGCUAGAAUACUAUUAGAAAGAAAAGGACUCUUCCCUCUCGCGGAACUUUCACCAAAUGAAUCUGCAACAUUUCUUGCCGACCUUGCCAAAGGACCAGGGUAUGAAGCUAAUAGUUCUUCAGGGGGCAUGGCAGCUAUGGCCAAUAUGAGUUUGGAACAAAUUGAGGUCCAGAUCAUUAAGAAGAUGGUGGAAAACGAGCCUGUCAUUGAAAUCCUGUGGUCCGUCACUGUGGCUAUAUUUGUCUUAUUCGGAAUGAUCGGAGCGUUUGUGUCCGGAAGUGUGGCAGAUCACUUCGGAAGGAAGAAGGGUAUGUUACUGAUCACGGUGUUGAUGUUCCUCGCCGCCCUGUUUGGUGGUAUCCCCAUCGUCACUGCAUCUUUUGAGAUGCUGAUUGUACACCGAGCCCUGGUCGGCCUCCAUUGUGGUAUCAACAUCAGUUUGGCCUCCAUGUACCUGGCCGAGAUCUCUCCCCGAAGUAUUCGUGGUGCUGUAGGUACCUGCCAUCAGCUUUUUAUCACUGUCGGUAUCCUGUGGAGUAACAUCAUGGGAGUGUCAAAACUCUGUGGUACUGCCGACCUAUGGCCAAUGGUGUUUGUCUUCAAUGCUAUCCCUGCCUUUGUCUGUCUUAUCGGACUGCCCUUCUGCCCAGAAAGUCCUCGCUUCAUGUUGAUCAAGCAGGGCAAGGAGCAGGAAGCCAGAGAUGCUCUGAAGGCAUUGCGAGGCUAUUCCGACGUUGAGGAGGAGAUCGAUGAGAUGAAGGUGGAGGCCCGUAAGAGUCAGAGCGUGGAGAGCUUCUCUAUCAAGAAGCUUCUGACUACUCCGGACCUGAGGAUUCCCGUCAUCAUGGCCUGUGUGUUACAGAUCUCCCAGCAGUGGUCAGGUAUCAAUGCUGUAAUGUCCUUCUCCAGCUUCAUGUACAAGAACGCCGGAGUACCCACCAACGUGAUUGAGUGGGUAGUGUGUGGAACCUCCACGAUCAACGUCCUCACCACCAUUGUGGCCGUACCACUGAUGGAGAAACUCGGACGACGCCCACUCAUGAUCUACCCAAUGAUGGGAAUGGCUUUGUCCUUCGUCAUCCUGACAAUCUUUCACAACCUCCAGUAUGAUACGGAUCUUGUUGAAAACCAUCAAACAUAUGCUUAUGUUGGAAUCGCUGCCAUGCACACCUAUGUCAUUGGUUUUGCCCUCGGUUUGGGUCCUAUCCCAUUUAUCAUCGUGAGUGAGAUCUUCAGACAGGAGCCUCGUGCUGCAGCCAUGAGUAUUUCCUUGGCGUUUAACUGGGUGUGCAACUUCACUCUCAUGUUGGUGUUUAGAUUCAUGCAGCACGCCAUGAAGGGAUAUGUUUACCUGCCAUUCAUCGUCAUUCUUGUUCUUGCCAUCAUCUUCAUCAUCAUUAUGGUGCCGGAAACGAAGAAUAAGACAUUCGAUGAGAUUGCAGUACAGAUUGGAAUGGGCCGCGGUAAAAAGGGAUUAACUUACGACCAGGAUGAAGGACAAGAACUCAACAGCAUGAAGACUUAAAGAUUGUAGUAAUAACAUCAGAAUAUUUAAAAUACAAACUUUGACUAAGUUAUAGAAGUUGUACUUCUUAUACCAAUUUAGCCAUGUUUCAUUGUUGGGGGUUUGAAUGUAGUAGUAAAAUUGAUAUGUGUUAUUCUUUCCUUUUUUAUGUUAAAAAAUAAUAGCACUUUAGGGUAUUUAUAACCAGUUCGGUACAAAAAUUUCACUAAUAGUCCAAAUGUUAUAAACUGCAGAAACAACAUUGACAAAUUAACCCUUGUCCAUUAAUCGGUUUGUUGGUGUUUUUGCAGUUUCGUUUUUUGUUGUAGGUGUCCACAAGCAUUUUACAAAUUAUUCUGUAAAAACAAUCAAUCCUUAUUUUAUUUCGUAUAAUUUUUAUGCCGACAGGUAAUAUUUUUCACAUGAAUUUGUCAACUAUAGAAAAAAAAUGACAAAGCAGCUCAAAAUUUAAUACCUACAAACUAGUUCUGGAUGAAACGACUGCAAAAAACUUGCUUCACGAAAUUUAACAAUUCUAUGUAUAUAAAAACUGUGUAAAGGGAUAAACUCAAGUUUGUUUCCUGGGUUUAUUGCCCCAUUUACAACCAGGUUCAUUUUGAGGCUGUAAAUGUAGUAGCUGAUUGCUACAUUGUUAGGCUGAACUACAUGCAAAAGGUCUGUUCCAUGCUAUCUGUGCAAUUGGACUAAAGUGUCUCGCCCAAAGACACAAUUACGUCAGUGCAGGCAGUCAAUAAUCCGAGGUUCCUGAGAGAGGAACAAUUCAGGAAAGGAACUCAACAACACACCUUUGAUCUGUAAAUGAAGCAUCAUCGAGAAGCUCUUAUUGUCUGAGCUUUUUUCCUAGAAGCUCUUAUUGUCUGAGCUUUUUUCCUAGAAGCUCUUAUUGUCUGAGCUUUUUUCCUAGAAGCUCUUAUUGUCUGAGCUUUUUUCCUAGAAGCUCUUAUUGUCUGAGCUAUAGCAGCUCUUAAGCGCAACACUUGCAUAAUAAUGAAGUGCUGGAGAUCAUUUUCAUUAGGCAUUCAGUUUACAUUCAAUUACUUAUCAGAGGAUGAAGUAUAAAAUAAAUGAAUGUGUGUUUUAAGAAUUUGAAUCUCACAAAAGAUGCAAUAUGUGUACAUCAAUUGACAAUGUAACUUUUAAAGACUUAUGAAGAGAGGGUUGUUUGAAAAGGAAUGAUUGAAAACUAAUUUCACAUGUUGAGUUGAAAGACAUUUAAACACAUAUUAAAGAUAUAUUUUGCAUUAAGUUAUAUAUCCAGCAAAUAUGCAUGUUAGACUUAUUGUUGUAGUUUGGCUGUAUGUCUGUACCUCAAGGUUUCAAUAUGCAUGACAUUUGAUGUUGUCUUAUAAGGACACUGUUACAUUGGGUACACUCCGAGAAAAUCUGUCAAUCUCUGCUUAACUAAAACAACUGUCAAAAUAAAAUUUUAUCAACAAAUUGCAAGUACUUCUAAGAAUAUACAUUUUAGCAGGACAUUCAUGAUUCAGAAAUAUCAAAUGAUAUGUUCUGCAUACAGUUAUAUAUAAAAACGAAAAAAAAAAAAAAAAAAGAAAAAAAAGACAAACCUCUAGAUACAAGUACGUAGCUCAGGAAACAUUCACAUAUAAUACAACUAUAAAUGCAUUUCAAAGCUCUAGUCCUGAAUUUAUUUUUGAUAUAUUCUUAUUUUGAUUAUAUUUUUUUUUUAUUUUUUGACUUUUGAAGAUAUAUAUUUAUUGGAAAAAAUAUUACAUUAUUUACCUUUCAAUAUCCAAGAAUUUUAUUCUUUAUACUUAUAUCUACUUUAAAGUACAUACAUAUAUCUAAAAUUUGUGGUCACAUUUGAAAUAUAUUUUCAUUUCAAUAACAUUCUAAUUUGCUUUUAAGUAUUAGAUACAGAAUACCGAUGGAGAGAAUGUGUUAUGUUCACAUUUUCUGAUCAGGCUCUGAAGCACAAAUGUACCUUGUUUUGUCUGCGAACAGGUAGAAAGCUUAAUUUAAUUUUAGCCUCUUCAUUUCAAAAUGGUGUGCUUUGCUAUUUACCCACAUUCUGCCAUUCUAUAACAGAAAAACUCUUUAGAAAAUAUCUAUAGUGAGAAAUGAGAUUAUAAAUUUACUUUAGAUUUGUUGUAAAAAUUAUUUUAAAUAAUUCUAAGAUGUUGAAUUUGGAGGAAUUUUUGAAAAAUUUCUGACCACUUGGAACUUAUCUAUACUUUAAAUGCAAGUUGUAUGUAUAUGACAUUGUAUAAAGUGCUAAAAUGUAUUUUUCUUACUACUUGCAAUUGAGUUCAUUAAAUACAUUACUGUAAGUUUGAUGAACUGAAAAUUUUAUAGAAAUAUUGAACCUUGCUUAACAUGUCUGUUGGUAUAACACCUAUAUUCCUGGUUGUGUUAAUCUGCCUAUUAGUCCCCUAUCAGUAAAACCGGGUGGACUACGGGUUCCUUCCCGUCUGUCUGUCUGUAAUUCUGUCCACUCAGUUUUCCACUCUUUUCUCAGCCAUGCUUCAAGGUAUGUUGGUUAAAGUUGGGUUGUAACUUCAGUACGAACAGCUACAGAUCAAGUUCGAGUUUCAGGGUUUUUGGGUCAAGGUAACGUUUAGUCGGGGUCAAUAGGGGACAUGUACCAAGCAUGCUUGUUUACUUCGGACAUUCAGUAGUAUAUAUGUACCCUCUCCUUGUUACUGAGACCUUUUAAGUCUUAAUAUCAAGAAAUCAAUGAUACAUUGUAUUAUGAUUUGAUUUUAAUAGUUAAAAAGAAAAUUACUUCAAAACUAUCUGGAGUCUUUCAAAAGGAGACGAUAAUUUAGAUUAUUAAAGACAUUUAUGCAGUCUUUUGUGACAGCUGUAAAUGAUCUAGAAUGGAGUGAAGAUUUGAAAGGUAUGCUGUAGCAGAAUGCUUCCUCUGCCAGAACAUGACGUUCAUCUUAUUAAUUCAGAUUAUCUUCCCAUAUGUAAGUCUAUUCAUCGCCCAGAUUCCUAUAUACAAAGUGUAUGUGAUUUUUUCCCGUUGCUAGAGUGAAAUUGUAAUUUUGGCCUUGUUUGGGUAUCAAUCAUACAUUCAUAUUCAAAAUCCAACAUUAUGUUUGCCAUUAGUUAUCUGGUACAUGAAAACUACCUCUGGAAUUACGAAGAUGUGGAACAUUUUUCCACACAGAUUUGCUAUUAUGAAACAGGACUGAAACAAUUCUUAUCAUUCUGACAAAUUGUCUACUGUGUCUGUAGCUAAGAUAUUGUACCGAUGAAACAGUUUUACAAGAUAACAUGACAUCAUUGAGUACAAAAUAUGAUGUAACACAUUAUGUGUUAGGAUUUCUUCUCUCACAUGGUUCACACAGGCCAUGAAUCACAUGAUUCACACAGGCCAUGAAUCACAUGGUUCACACAGGCCAUCAAUCACAUGGUUCACACAGGCCAUCAAUCACAUGGUUCACACAGGCCAUCAAUCACAUGGUUCACACAGGCCAUCAAUCACAUGGUUCACAAAGGCCAUCAAUCACAUGGUUCACACAGGCCAUGAAUCACAUGGUUCACACAGGCCAUGAAUCACAUGGUUCACACAGGCCAUGAAUCACAUGGUUCACACAGGCCGUGAAUCACAUGGUUCACACAGGCCAUGAAUCACAUGGUUCACACAGGCCAUGAAUCACAUGGUUCACACAGGCCAUGAAUCACAUGGUUCACACAGUCCAUGAAUCACAUGGUUCACACAGGCCAUGAAUCACAUGGUUCACACAGGCCAUGAACAGUGCUGGAAUUUAAGUUAGUAAUCUUUACUUAGUGCUUGCAAUAUACUGAAAAAUGUGUACUUUGCAAAAGUGUUGCAAUUUAAUGAAUAUUCUUUGAAAAGUGCUGGAAUAUUUACACUUAAUAGUUAAGAAGCUAGAAGUACUGGUUGAAGAUUUUCUCAUGAAGAUAUAUUUCAAAAAUUUCGAGAUAUAAACCAAUCGCCAAAAUCAGUAUAUUAUUUUAAACUGUCAUGAUGUAUUUGUAAUUUGUAUUAAUACUAUAUUACAGUGUAUAAUUAUAUGCUAAAUAGUUAUGUAACGGUAUACAUAAGAACUAUCUUUCCAAACUUAAAACGUUGGAACUACCUUAAGUGGUGUUUUAAUUGUGCUAGAAAUUGAAAGAUUUCACACAGAAAUUAUCUACAAAAUUUAUGAUUUGUUGUCACAUUUCAUGUAAGUUUUUGAUUUGUUGUAGAGUAAACCAAGCUGUGGUUUAUAUUAUAUGGUGUUACGUUAGGUGUGGGAAUAUUUGUCAGAUUAUUUUGCAUUGACUUAUGACAAGAAUUAUCUGUUUCAUUGUUUUAUUAUAGUGAAUAUAACAAUGUUAAUAUUCCUAGGUCAUCAAAGGGUAGUUAUUGUUUAUAGAUAUUUCCGUGAUUGUUAAGCCUAUCAAUGCAGAGCAGAACAAAUUAGUCAUGUUAUAUAUAUAUAUGUUUGUGGUGUGUUGCAAUUGAUUUUUAACAAGAUGUAAAAUUUUGAAAUUGUUGUAAUAAUAUCAUUUUUUUCACUUUUAUCAUUUGUUACAUGAGGUCUGUAAGGAUGAGGAUAGUUCUAGUAGUUCGGUAGUGUGUUGUUCUGUUACAGUAUUUUACUCUUAGUAUUAACCUUGUUCUAAAUCUGAUAAAAAAAAAUCAGACCUGUAAAUUUGCUUCUCAGUGAUUUGAAAGUAUCACAUUGUAUUUUAUUUUAGAGGAUUUGAUUGGCCCAUUCUCGGUUAUUAGCCACAAACUUAUUGGCCCAUUCUCGGUUAUAAGCCACAAACUUAUUGGUCCAUUCUCGGUUAUAAGCCACAAACUUAUUGGCCCAUUCUUGGUUAUAAGCCACAAACUUAUUACACAUUUUUGAUAGAAGUACAAGACUUAUAGAUGUAAUUAGCUUCGGUGUAUACCUGGGCUGUUUUCUGUUGCAGUCUGAUUGUUCAGAUGUAAUUAGCUUUGGUGUAUACCUGGGCUGUUUUCUGUUGCAGUCUGAUUGUUCAGAUGUAAUUAGCUUCGGUGUAUACCUGGGCUGUUUUCUGUUGCAGUCUGAUUGUUCAGAUGUAAUAAAACUAAUUAGCUUCGGUGUAUACCUAGGCUGUUUUCUGUUGCGGUCUGAUUGUUCAGAUGUAAUAAAACUAAUUAGCUUCGUUGUAUACCUGGGCUGUUUUCUGUUGCGGUCUGAUUGUUCAGAUGUAAUAAAACUAAUUAGCUUCGGUGUAUACCUGGGCUGUUUUCUGUUGCAGUCUGAUUGUUCAGAUGUAAUAAAACUAAUUAGCUUCGUUGUAUACCUGGGCUGUUUUCUGUUGCGGUCUGAUUGUUCAGAUGAGCCUUGACAACGACUUAGAGGCCAUUAUAACAUCUGCUUGUCUGUUAAGGUUUAUGCUUGAAAUGCUACAUUAAAAAAAUCUGUAAACCGUUUUAACCCCAUAAAUGAACAGCUUGUACAGUAUUACAAAAAGGCUUAUACCUAUUUCAAACAUCAUGUUAGGGAUGGCUGGUGUUACUUUUUAACACGCAAUCAAUAAAUUUAGUUCAUUUAAGCACAGGUUGUUUAGGCUUUUUGGGCUUAAUGAUGGUAAAAUAUGAUAGAAAGCAAGGACAUGAUGGUGGAAGUCAACAUUUGUAUACAAAAAUAGUCAUAUUUCUAAUAGGGCAUUAGAAUAUAUGUCAUUGCAAUGCAUCAAUUACAUUCUUUCAUUUGAAAAUAAGUUUAAACAGUAUUAACUUAAAAAUUAAUUGAUAUGGAAGAGCUAAUAUUAAAAAAAAAAAAAAAUGGAAGAUUUUUUUUUAUCCAUUUAAUGUUAUGUACAAGAGUUUUUUCUAUUGGUACUGAACUCAACUGAAAACUAGGUCUAAUUUGACUGUAUACAGAGUAUUGAACAGAAAUUUGUCUUCUAGAUCUUUUGAAUUCCAUACUACCAUUUUUGGAGUGUCAUGUUGAAAUUCUUUAUUGAGUACCUGUUGAUCAGGUAGAAACACAAAAUGAAAAUGUAUAUUGUGUGAAUGCUGUUUUAGUGGUAAUGUUUGUUAAAUUUUCAGCUGAAUUUUAUUUGGACCAGCAAUCAAUCAUGACACUUUUUACUACACUUCAGAAUUUGUUCAUUUUGAUAUUGGAUUCUUUUUUAUCUUUUUUUUUUAUGUUUAUUGCUUCCACACAAUUAAAGUGCUUCUAAUUUUCUUUUUUUAAUACAACCUUUUUUUAGUUUUGAUAAAAAGAAAAAAAAUUACAAAUUCUGUAUUGGAAUAUUUAAAACAGUGCUUAAUUAUUUUCUUAUUAUUUUAUUUUAAUGUCAGACCAUUUCGUUUUAAUAGUGCUUAUUUGAAUUUUUUAAAAUUCUAUUUUAAGUUUGUUUUUAGUGCUGAUGUACAUAGAGAAUACAUUUGUUUGAGUAUCCUAAUUUAAUUGUUUAUGUUAUUGGAAAUACUGCCAUGUAUUUCUCAGAAGAGUGAAAUCAUUUGUCAUUAUAAUUGUGCACUGCAUAAUCAAUAGAGUGGGAUCGUCACCUGAGGUUACGUGGCUGGGUCUCUAACAGACAGAGAUAUUACGACCCCGUCACCUGAGGUUACGUGGCUGGGUCUAACAGACAAAGCUAUUACGACCACGUCACCUGAGGUUUGAUGGCUGGGUCUCUAACAGACAAAGCUAUUACGACCCCGUCACCUGAGGUUUGAUGGCUGGGUCUAACAGACAAAGCUAUUACGACCCUGUCACCUGAGGUUUGAUGGCUGGGUCUCUAACAGACAGGGCUAUUACGACCCCGUCACCUGAGGUUACGUGGCUGGGUCUCUAACAGACAGAACUAUUACGACCCCGUCACCUGAGGUUUGAUGGCUGGCGCUCAAACCAACUGAGCUAUCAGGGCCCCUACACAUUUUAAAGAAUAAUUUUGUUUCAUUUUGGAAGGAAUAUAUAUAUUUGAAUGAUACACUUGGCCAGUCAUAUUUUGUACCAUGUAUUAUAGUCAAACCAAUAACGGUUAUGUUGUGAUCUUUAAAGCCAAAAAACAGAACAGAUCAGAUUAGCAUCUGAUAAGUUAUACAAGGGUACCUGUCUUUGUAUGACAUUAUCUAGAUCUAUAAGUAAUACAAGGGUACCUGUCUUUGUAUGACAUUAGUAAUGGGUCUAGAUCUGUAAGUAAUACAAGGGUACCUGUCUUUGUAUGACAUUAGUAAUGGGUCUAGAUCUGUAAGUAAUACAAGGGUACCUGUCUUUGUAUGACAUUAUCUAGAUCUAUAAGUAAUACAAGGGUACCUGUCUUUGUAUGACAUUAGUAAUGGGUCUAGAUCUGUAAGUAAUACCAAUAUUCCUCAUAACAUAGUGUUGUACAGUACAAGUUUUUAUGUUUUAAAACAUACAAUAUACUCUGUUACUUCUGAACUUGUGAUUUCAAGAAAUUUAAUCAUGGGGUAGUCUAGACAUCAGAUAUUUAUAGAAUAUUCAGUGUUACAGUGGAUUCCAAAAUUUUGUUCAGGAGCAACAUUGUGAAAAUGAUUAAAUUUUAACUGGUAUAGAUGAGUCCACUUUGGUGCUAGUAGUUAUAUUGCCAGUUCACUGAACGUUUUAAUCAUGAUAUUUCCCCAGUCUACUUAUGACCAUGUAUUGUGACCUAAAGAUAUUUGAAGUUAUUUGUGUUUAAGACAGCAUAUAGAGGAAGUAGCAAAAUAUUUUGUCUAUUUAUCAAAAUAAAAUCAUUUAUAUUUUCAUUAGGUCUGUAGAACAUUUGUACAUAUAAUAUCAUUUUUAAAAAAGUAUCAUUAAUCCUUACUAAUAUAACCAUUCUUAAAGCCUGGUCAUUUAGUUUUUAGCUGAAAACCAUCGAAAAUUCUUACAAAUUAUCCAGAGGAUUAAAUUCAAAAAGACAAACUUAACCAUAAUGUAAAGUUUUAUGGCUUGACUGAAGGUAAAAUAAAGAUGUACAGGUAGUAAGUACAAACUUUAGGUUUUUUUGUGUUGUACGAGUUUAAACAUAAUGAAUGGUUUGGAAACAUUUAUGUAUGUAAGAUAUAACUGAUUAUUUUUUAGUGUGCAGCAUUCUUUCGGAUUUACUUAAAAGCUAUGAUUUUUUUUUUUUUUUUUGAGAAACUGCAUCGGCUGAGUUCAUUGAUAAAGGAGGAAGGAAUCCUGGCUAGUUACAUAAUGUAUUUCUCUCUUUACUGAAAAUAUUUGAUGACAUUUCAGAGAAAAAAAAAUUAUAUAUAGAAAAGACAUGACAUGAAGAUGGUAUGUUAUACUGACAUUGGCAUGUCUUAGAUAAUUUGAUAUAUAUGUGUAACGAUGGUGAGGUGUUCAGUUUUAAUUUUGUUCACUAUUUAUUGGUACAAUAAUGCUUAAAUUUUUUCUUUCAUCAUAAUAUUACUGGUACAUUGAUUUUGUAUCUUGUAUUUAAAGAGGUAAAAUAUUUGUUUUUUAAAUCAAAAUUACUACUUCUAAUAUCAUCUUAUUCUCAUUUAUUUCCUUUUGGACAAUAUGAUCCAAUAGUUGAAAGAUGCUACACCACCAACAAGAAUAUACAUUGCUUGUCACAAAAUGUCACCCACAGUAUAGAAAUAUGUCCAACACAAACACAUUGAACAGUUAUAAGACACAAUAGUUGCAUAUCCAAUUUUGAGGUGGAAUAUAACAGAAUUUCUUUGGAAUGCAAUUAAUUAUUUACUCAUUUUAAGUUUAAACUGACCAUAUAUACUGGACUUAACUAUUAACUGUGGAUUCUUUGGUCUGGAGAUAUAUUUUUUCGAUUCUGCUUUAAAUAUAAAAUGUAUGCUUGGCUAAAUUGUUCUUUUAAUAUUUUCAAAUUAAAAGAUAAGCUCGGAUUUUUGGAGGCUGGUAAUGGUAUAAAGUAAGCAGCUUUUGGUAUUAUGAAAAUAUAUAACAGAUGAUUCUUGUUUUAAAUCGGUCAUAAUUACACAUUGUUGGAGGUGUAGUACCUUUAUAUCAUUCCACUAGUAUUUGUUUUAACCCUGAAUUCCUCUGUUGUAAUGGAUUGUUUAUAGUGUAGCAAUAAAUGAGGUUCUGUGUAUGCCUGCUAUUUAUUGUCACAAGAACUUGUGUCACUUGAUGUACAAGAUCGUUAUUUGUUGUGGGUUGUGCCUUGUGUAAAGAACUGUAGUAUUGGAUGAAACAUAUAUACCCGACUUGUGUGUGCUCAUCAAUAAAAGAAAUAAAAUGGA
This is a messenger RNA of Pecten maximus, 11074 nucleotides long. RefSeq names its product solute carrier family 2, facilitated glucose transporter member 1-like. Gene Ontology annotation, cellular component: membrane. Gene Ontology annotation, molecular function: hexose transmembrane transporter activity. Bases 286 to 1944 code for a protein of 552 amino acids. The record is from RefSeq and is a predicted model, not a curated record. NCBI's taxonomy places the organism in Eukaryota, Metazoa, Mollusca, Bivalvia, Pectinida, Pectinidae. The transcript has 12 exons. Gene Ontology annotation, biological process: monosaccharide transmembrane transport.